Messenger RNA from Amyelois transitella, 2146 nucleotides. It is a transcript of the gene Fis1, whose product is annotated as mitochondrial fission 1 protein. Lineage: Eukaryota; Metazoa; Arthropoda; Insecta; Lepidoptera; Pyralidae. Gene Ontology annotation, molecular function: protein binding. The record is from RefSeq and is a predicted model, not a curated record. Gene Ontology annotation, cellular component: peroxisomal membrane; mitochondrial outer membrane. The transcript has 5 exons. Bases 163 to 615 code for a protein of 150 amino acids. Gene Ontology annotation, biological process: mitochondrial fission; autophagy of mitochondrion; mitochondrial fragmentation involved in apoptotic process.
GAUGUCAAGUUAUUUCAAUGUCAGCCAGGCAGUCUGUCAAACAAACAAUUUAGAUUUUCUUUACGGAAACGCAGAAUAAUUAUUUAUAAUUUUGAUUGUAAUUUUAUAGUUAUUAUUGCUAAUUAGCUAUUUAUUUUUGUUCCUAAAUUACUUUAUAUUACCAUGGAAGACGUGCUAGACGAAAUUGUGUCUUCGGAGGACUUGCAAAAGUUCGAGAAAGUGUUCCACGAGCAGCUUCACCAGGGCGAUGUGACACACAAGGCACAGUUUGAAUAUGCCUGGUGCCUUGUGCGGAGUAAAUAUCCUACUGACAUCAGAAAGGGUAUUUUAUUGCUGAAGGAAUUGUUCAAUUCCCACCCAGAUGGGAAGCGAGACUACCUGUUUUACCUUGCCAUUGGUAACGCUAGGAUCAAGGAGUACAACAAAGCUCUGCAUUAUGUCAAAGCUUUUCUGGAAAUUGAGCCGGCCAAUCAGCAAGUUUUAGCAUUGGAGAGACAAAUAAACAAGCGCAUGGAGAAAGAAGGUCUGCUCGGCAUGGCCGUGGCCGGCGGCGCAGUGGUGGCCAUCGGCGGUCUCAUCGGCCUGGGCAUUGCGCUCGCUUCUAGCAAGAAAUAGCAUUUGGCGUUUCUAAUGCACGCUAUACUUGGCGUGCAUUACUUCCUUAACAAGAAGAAGGAUGCGCAGGAUUAGACGGAGCCGACACGAAUUACCGCCAUCACGGUUUUAGUUAUAAUGUAUGUAUUUUGUACAAACUUGUAAAUUAAAAGUGCAUUGCUAUUUUAUACACAGCCAGCUUUGCUUUAUUUACGGCUGUGGCGUGGUAGGGUCGCUAUAUGUUGCCAGUUUAGUCGUUUUUUAUUCUAAAUUUAAAAGCUAACUUUUGUCAGUGGAGUUAAAUGGAGCCUAUUCCAUUCAUGUCUUAUCUUUGUUAUUUUUUUUUAUUUUGUUGGUAUGUUGUAACGUUUACUUAGUUUUGUUGUUACAUAAAUAAAUUUCUUUUAUAAAUGUGGCAUAACUUUUUAAAUUAUAGGUUGCGCAGAGCAGACAAAACAACUUUAUAGUCAGAUGUAAACUUUGUCUCUUCAAGUUACAGUUUAGUUUGCAUUGUAUUAAGACUGCGAAAUUAAAUUUCUCGCUACAAAAAUCGCGAUAUAAUUGCUAAGAAGAUAACUUUAUAAAAUGAUCCAGUAUAAAGUCGGUACAAAUCGUGGGCAAAUAUUUUGUGGGUAGUUUCAAACCAGAAUGCACAACAAUUUUCCCAAUUGGAUAUACAUAUAGUUACGUCCAUAUCCUUUGCGGGGUAGACAGAGCUAACAGUCUUCUAAAGUCUGAAAGGCCACUUUUAACUGUAUAGCUAAUACUUAUAUGUAAAAGAUAUACAUUUUUCAUAUCUUUUAUUUAUCACAGAUGAUCUGUAUAUAAGUUAUUCAGUAUACUUUACAUGGACUGCUUAUUUAAUAUUUGCCUUGAUUUGUUAUGGCUUCAUACAGUAAGGCUUAAUACUGAGAGGCUAAAACUUGAAUUAGGAUAAACGUUAAUAUUUUUAAAGUUCGCACCGUUUUUCACUUUGCGCCAAGGUUUGUGUUUUAUUUAGUUUAGUAGCUGAUAGUUGGGUAAUUAAAUUAUUGAUUUCAAUUCCAAUUUUAAGUAUAAUAAUGGCAAAAUUAUUGGCUUAAACUAAGAAUGAAGUCUUAAUCAAAAAACAUGUGUUAUUCCUAUUUAACAUCAAGUACAUGACAAUAUGUAGCUAUCCACGUGAAUAUAGUACAUAUAUUAGUAUGUGUGGAGCUUAUUAAUAAUAUGAUGAUUACUUUUAUAAUAUAAUGUCAUUUUGGUAUCGAUUUCGAAUCUGAUAGUAACCACAAAAAUGACAUUUAAAAAAAUACACACUUUAUAAGUUAAAUGAACAAUUGGAAUGGCAACAUUAUAGUAAUUUUAGACAGAAGUGGUAAAACAGCGUAGCGCCAAAUAUAGUUUGUUUAAAUUGUAGUAAGAGUAUAUUUGUGAUAAUGUUCUGUAUUUAUUAUUCCCUAGCUUUAGGCACAACGUUAAUUUAAGCGCAUGAAAGUUUAAUAUGUUAUUAAAAAAAUUAAAUAUUUGUCAAUGUGAUUCCAUUUGAAUAAAUUUGUUUUUUUGUUUUAGAUAA